Messenger RNA from Condylura cristata (star-nosed mole), 936 nucleotides. Its product is annotated as olfactory receptor 10G6. NCBI's taxonomy places the organism in Eukaryota, Metazoa, Chordata, Mammalia, Eulipotyphla, Talpidae. The transcript has a single exon. Gene Ontology annotation, molecular function: G protein-coupled receptor activity; olfactory receptor activity. Gene Ontology annotation, cellular component: membrane. Bases 1 to 936 code for a protein of 311 amino acids. The record is from RefSeq and is a predicted model, not a curated record. Gene Ontology annotation, biological process: G protein-coupled receptor signaling pathway.
AUGCAAAGUAGAAACCAGACUUCUGUAUCCCAUUUCAUUUUGGUGGGCCUACACUACCCCCCACAGUUGGGGGUACCACUUUUCUUGGCAUUCCUUGCCAUCUACGUCCUCACUGUUUCUGGCAAUGGGAUCAUCAUCCUCACUAUCUUGGUGGAUGUCCGACUCCACCGCCCCAUGUACUGGUUCCUAUGUCACCUCUCCUUCUUGGACAUGACCAUUUCCACUGCCAUUGUUCCCAAGAUGCUAGCUGGAUUUCUCUUGGAUAGUAGGAUCAUCUCCUUUGGGGGCUGUGUGAUCCAACUUUUUUCUUUCCAUUUCCUUGGCUGCACUGAAUGCUUCCUUUACACACUCAUGGCUUAUGAUCGUUUCUUGGCCAUUUGUAAGCCCUUACACUAUGCAACAAUCAUGACCCGUAGUGUUUGUAACUAUCUGGCCUUUGGCACCUGGAUGGGAGGGACCAUCCACUCACUUUUCCAGACAAGCUUCAUAUUCCGACUGCCCUUCUGUGGUCCAAAUAGGGUAGACUACUUCUUCUGUGACAUACCUGCUAUACUGCGCCUAGUCUGUGCCGACACCACCAUCAAUGAACUGGUCACCUUUGUGGACAUUGGCUUCCUGGCACUCACCUGCUUUGGGCUCAUCCUCACUUCCUAUGGCUACAUAGUGGCUGCCAUCCUGCGUAUCCGGUCCGCUGAUGGGCGCCGCAAUGCCUUCUCCACCUGUGCUGCCCAUCUCACUGUCGUCAUUGUUUACUAUGUACCCUGCACCUUUAUUUACCUUCGACCUGGAUCACAGGAACCCCUGGAUGGGGUGGUUGCUGUCUUCUACACUGUCAUCACUCCCUUGCUUAACCCCAUCAUCUACACACUCCGCAACAAAGAGAUGAAGGCAGCGCUGUGGAGACUGGUAGGGCGUAAGGAUAUGCAACCUCAGUGA